UCCGAGGCUGGUUUACGAUUGGGUCUUUCUGUCCACUCCUCGCUAAUUUAAACAGCAUGUUAGAGUGCGGUCUGGUCGUUUCCCUCCCCCCUCCCCUCCUUCCUUAACCUGCAAGAAGUCCACAAGCUAACGCACAGUGAGGGCCUCAAUGGGAAAUAACGACACUACUACUAUUAAUAAUACUAGUAACAAAAUCAACACGGGCCAUGAUUUGAAGAAGACUGUCAUUUUCAGCGGCGGAAACCAUAUCUGAAUAAUCGCGCAGCGGAGCACGUGUCGGCAGUCCCCGUAGCAGGAAGAAAUAGCAGAGGGACAGUUCUGAGUUCAGGCGGCCGGUCAGUCACUGCCACACUGAGUGACAGCAGGAGGAAGUCGCUCAGACAGGUAGACAGAGCGGAGCAGCAGCCUCGUGGACACCGGCGCGCCGCCUCCCCCCCCGCCCCCACUGCCACUGCCACGCUCAGACGCGCGGGGAAACGGUGACUGACUGCGAGGACUGGAACCACACGCAACCAGCAUCUUUUUCCUCCGCCUGCGGCGCCACUCGGUCGGUGACUGUCUCCGAGCCGGUGCAUCUCCUCCUGCGGGGUCGGCGCUCGCUGCCUCCCGACCCGAGCGCGCGGUUGUAUGCGUGCGCGUGUCCGAGCGGUGCAGGCAGGGCCAUGCGGGGUCUAACGCUGCGGCGGGUCGCCCGGCUGCUGCUGGCCGUCCUGUCGCUGCUGGCUGAGCGGUGCCGGGCGGACGGCGGCGGCCCGAGUCUGGCCGAGCGGGUCAUCUGGGCGGUGAACGCCGGCGGGGACGCGCACACGGACGUGCACGGCAUCCACUACAAGAAGGACCCGCUGGAAGGGAAAGUGGGGAAAGCUUCUGACUACGGGAUGCGACUGCCCAUUCUGCGCUCCAGUCCUGAGGACCAGAUCCUGUAUCAGACGGAGCGCUACAACGAGGACACCUUCGGCUACGAGAUCCCGAUCCGUGAGGAGGGCGACUACAUCCUGGUCAUGAAGUACGCGGAGGUUUACUUUGCCCAGUCGCAGCAGAAGGUGUUCGACGUGAGGCUUAACGGCCACAUGGUGGUAAAGGACCUGGACAUCUUCGACCGGGUGGGUCACAGCACGGCCCAUGAUGAGAUCGUACCCUUCUCCAUCCAGCGGGGCAAGCUGAGCGUGCGUGAGGAGGUGUCCACCUUCAACGGAAAACUCACCGUGGAGUUUGUCAAGGGUUACUAUGACAACCCAAAGAUCUGCGCACUCUACGUGAUGAAGGGGUUGCUGGAAGACGUUCCCAAGCUCCUGCCGCACCCCGGGCUCGAGAAGCGCGAUGAGGACGAGGAGGAUGAAGAUGAAGAGGGUGAGGGUGGGGAUGACUCCGGUAAGAAGAGCACCUCGACAUCCCCCAAGGACCGGGUGCGCUCGGGACCCCGGACCCCCAACCCGUAUGCGGCCGACAACAGCAGCCUGAUGUUCCCCAUCUUGGUGGCAUUCGGGGUCUUCAUCCCAACCCUCUUCUGCCUUUGUCGGCUCUGAGAGAGAGAGAGAGAGAGAGCAAGAGAUAGAAAGGGAGAGGGUGCUGGGGGAGGACUAGGGGGCACAGCAGACGAUGCCGAGAUGGGGGAGGAAAGCUUGGGGGGGACAAGAGAUGGCAAAUCGGCAGAUGUUCAGAUCCAGGGAACCAAGAGGAGUGAGUGGGUUGAGGAAGGAGGCGGAGACAAACAUCGGGGGCAGCGAGGCAGACCACCUGCGGACAGAGGGCAAAGAGCCCUGAAAAGAGCGAACGACUCUGAUGAUGAUGCUGACCUAAGAUUGUUUUCAUUGACCAUAGAGACCUGGGGGGAACUUUUUGAGUGUGUGAUUAAGAGCAACAGAGCCAAGUGUGUGUGUGUGUGUGUGUGUGUUUGUGUUUGUGUCGCCCAGGAUCCACCUGUCAAACAAGACAAGAGCCACACAGGUAGGACAGGUACAUCUUUUCUCAAACCUGAUUGUCCGGUCCUUCUGGUAAGAGUCACUGUGGGACAGGGUGAGGCUGUGUGUUGGGGGUGACCAGGAUGGAAGGAGGGGUGUGUCCACAACGUGAAGUCCAAUCACUUCAAUUUUUUAUUUAAAAAAAAAAAAAAAAA
Scleropages formosus (Asian bonytongue) is the source of this 2116-nucleotide messenger RNA. RefSeq names its product malectin (gene mlec). Lineage: Eukaryota; Metazoa; Chordata; Actinopteri; Osteoglossiformes; Osteoglossidae. Gene Ontology annotation, cellular component: membrane. Gene Ontology annotation, molecular function: carbohydrate binding. The transcript has 5 exons. The coding region runs from base 663 to 1526 and encodes 287 amino acids. The record is from RefSeq and is a predicted model, not a curated record.